Molecule: messenger RNA, 1763 nt
Organism: Mauremys mutica (yellowpond turtle)
Lineage: Eukaryota; Metazoa; Chordata; Testudines; Geoemydidae
Gene: CLYBL
Product: citramalyl-CoA lyase
Exons: 9
Coding region: 7-1131 (374 amino acids)
Biological process (GO): regulation of cobalamin catabolic process
Molecular function (GO): (S)-citramalyl-CoA lyase activity
Source: RefSeq, a predicted model, not a curated record
AGGACGAUGGCGGCAGCGGUAGGGGCGCUGCGGCUCCUGCUGGCCGGGCCGGGUCUGAGGAGGCGGAGACUGCUCCAGCAAGAUGCAGCUCCCAUGCGACAGCACGGGGCCCACCUUGAGCUGCCGGCCAAGUGCCAGGCACAACAAGCCGCAGCAGCAGCACAGAAGAAAAGCUCCUCACUGUCAGCUGGUGUUCCUAAACUUGAUUAUCACUCCAAGCCUUCCCACAAGUAUGUACCUCGGAGAGCUGUGCUAUAUGUACCUGCAGACGAUGAAAGGAAGAUACAAAAAAUUCCAUCUCUAAAUGUAGACUGUGCUGUAUUGGACUGUGAAGAUGGUGUGGCUCUGAACAGAAAGGCAGAAGCAAGGCUCACAGUUGUGAAAACACUCAAAGAGGUUGAGUUUGGCCAGACUGAAAAGUGUGUCAGGAUCAAUUCAGUGUCCAGUGGUCUUGCAGAACAAGAUCUCGAGGUCCUUUUGAAGUCCAGUGUUCUUCCUUCAAGCCUGAUGCUGCCAAAAGUUGAAAAUGCUGAAGAAAUAAGAUGGUUUUCAGACAAAUUUUUACAUCACUUAAAAGGCCGAACACUUGUAGAACCAAUGAAUUUAAUCCCUUUUGUGGAAACUGCAAUGGGGUUGCUCAAUUUUAAGGCAGCCUGUGAAGAAACAUUAAGCAUAGGAUCCCAAGUUGGCCUUCAUUUGGAUGCAGUAGUCUUUGGAGGAGAGGAUUUUCGAGCCAGCAUAGGUGCUACAAGUAGUAAAGAAACUCAUGAAAUUCUGUACGCCAGGCAAAAAAUUAUUGUCACAGCAAAGGCUUUCGGCCUACAAGCUAUAGACCUUGUGUACAUUGAUUUCCAAGAUGAAGAUGGGCUCCGUAGGCAGUCAAGAGAGGGUGCCCUAAUGGGAUUCACUGGUAAGCAGGUGAUUCACCCUAACCAAAUUGCUGUUGUCCAGGAACAGUUCUCUCCAAGCCCUGAAAAAAUAAAGUGGGCACAAGAACUGAUUUCUGCUUUUGAAGACCAUCAGCAAUUAGGAAAGGGAGCCUUUACUUUCCAUGGGAGUAUGAUAGACAUGCCAUUACUGAAGCAGGCACAGAACAUUGUUACGCUUGCCACAGCCAUCAAGAAAAAAUGAUCUGUUAAAUGAAGCUCUCACCAUGUGGGCAGAGAAGCAGUUUUAAAGAACGACUUUGGGAAAAUGUAAAUACAUCAGAGUUAAGCAGAACUCUAUUUACAUUUCUGCAGAUCUGACAUAAUUUUUCUUGCCAGACUUGCUAAUUACCACGACUAUGUAUGAUUUAAAGUAGUGCUCGCUCCAGUGCAGCCCAAUGUGCUCGUCCUCCUGGAUCCUGGAGUGAAGUCAUAUUGCUGGGUGUAUGACAUCACAAUAACGAUUACAAAGACAGGCUUAUGACUUCACUGGGGAUAGCAGCAACAUCUGGGCUGUGAUGAAAACAAGCUUUUCUAAAAUAACAAAUGAAACAAAAAUCAGGUCAAAUGCUUCUGUUUUGUCUGGGCUUUUCCCCGCCUCCAUGAUAUCUGCGGCAGAGUAGAAGUCCUCUUUCGAAGGGCAAACUCAUGCAUAAUUAUUAAAUAGGUGACACCGUAAAGAUAAUUUAUUCAUUCAUUCAUUAUCUUUAAGGUGCCACCGGACUUCUUGUUGUUUUUAUUAAAUAGUUGAAAUUGUUAUGAAAAUCAUUUAAUAUCUGUGUGGGCUUCUCCCCCUCCUAUAAAUGUACAACAGUCAUUAAAAAAUGAAUGCACCAU